AUUUGAUUCUUCCUGAAAGUCUAAGACAAUUUUUUGAUAAAAUGAAUUUUAAUCUCCCGAAAAUAUAACAAAAGAAAAUUUCAAUUUUGGAUGAGAAAAAAGAAUUGCAUAAUGGCAAACAAACGGCAAGUAGUUGGAAAAAAUGAGGUAUAUUUAAAAUUUGUAAAAAACUAAUAUUUUCGGCUCUCAUUUUUCCUUGUGCGAAAGAAACCAAAAAGUUGAGUUUGCUAAAUUUUAUUUAGAAGAAAACAUGCAAAAAAAAUAAACCUCGGAACAACUCGAAAUGUUCGAGCGCUAGUUUAAGGACUUCAAAGGAGAAACAAAAAAUAAAUAGGAUUUAAACAGUGAAUUAUAAAUAAAGAAAACAAUACAUCAAUAAUUAUAAACUAAAACAAAAGACUUGAUGCACAAACCCGCAAUUGUCACAAUGCGACUGUCAUUUGGAUUAUUUCUACUUUGCUUUGGAUUUAUCGCAAACGUAACAUGUCAGGAAGCAUCAUCAACCGAAUUUGCACCACGCGUAUCAGCAACAUGCAAAGCCGGAACAAUGAACGUCAAAGUCCAUUUUAAUGGACCAUACUCGGGAGCCGUACAUGCCAGAGAUUUUCGCAUUCCAAGUUGCAUGGUGCUGGGCAAUGGCUCGGAUACAGUUGGAUUUAGUUUGAAUUUAUUUGCAAACCAGGGACAGCCGGAUUAUUGUGGCAUUCUGGUUAGCAACGUGAGUGCAGAUAAAACUGAAGAAAGAUCAAUCCAACUUGCUGUCAGAGUUCACAAGACACUGGAAUUGGCUGAUGAUAAGUUUUAUGUGAUAACCUGUGGCAAAACUGGAUUUCCAAAAGACGACAAUGCUCAUGUAAUUUUGAAAUUUUUCGAAAAGGAUCGACGAGUUCGGGAAACAGUUUACGGUCGUAAAUAUACAAUUCGAGCCGAGUUAACGAAACCAAAUGCAACCAACGGUAUAAGGGUAUCAAAUUGUUUUGCUUUCGAUAAAAAGAACGAGAGUUUUCUAUUAAUCGAUGAUAAAGGUUGUCCCUUCAACCCAGAUGUGAUAACUACAUUCUCACCAAAUUCCGAUGGAACAUCAGCAAGUGCUACCCUCAAAUCUAUGUUCAGAUUUCCAGAAGGCUCUGAAGUUCAUAUCCAAUGUGAUGUCCAUCAAUGUUCAAACAAAUGUGUCGACGAUAUUCAAUGCGACGAUCCAACUUCGAUUGCUGGAAUUAGUUGGGCAUCAUCAAAUGUUAAAGGUGGUCGUACUUUGAAUGACACAGACGAAGGAAGUCUUCUUGGUGCAACAACUGUAUUUGUUCUUGAUCCAGCAGAGGCUCGGUUAUCAUCACCUCUAUGUGAAGAUGGUAUUCGACCAUCAUGGUUAUUAUGGCUAACAAUUACACUUGGAGUGUUAUUCCUGAUUAUGUUACUUAUGAACAUAUUCCUUUGCACUGCAAUGAGUUUCAGUUGUGCACGAACUGAGAUAAUUGAAAAAGAUGCAUCAAUCAUUGAAGAAUACGACCCAUAUAGAAGUUGGCAUGGAAGCCAAUAUGGUUCAAGAUAUUCCCUACAUGGACGUGAAGGUCAUAAUAAAGGAUAUGCGAGUGGUGGCUCAACGAUUCAAUCGAAUAGGUCAUUACCAAUUGAUACCGAUCAUUAUGCAAUUGUUCAUUCACGUCCUGGCUCUAGACAUUCCGGUGUUUAUGGACAUCGAUCCAGAGGACCUCCUAAUAACUUUUAAAUUUGAUUUGAAGAAAUUUUUUUUCAAAAAAAUAGAAAAAAAAACCCAUUUCAAAGAAAUCAUAUGUGUUCGAACUGAGAGAGAGAGUGAGAGUGACAUACAAAAAGAGAGAAAGAAAUACUGAAGUGAGUCUUGAAAAAAAUUCUGUUUCAAAGAAACAAAGGAAAAUAAACAAAAAAAAAAAUUAAAAUUUUAAGAAAAUAUUUUCGUACUAUUUGCAUGCAUAUGUCCAAGUAUUUUGAAUUGAAUGAAAAUUACUUUUUAAAAUUUUAUUUAUUAUUUAUCUUAUAUAGACCUUCAAGGAACUCUGAGAGAGUGAGAGUGUAAAUUUUUAAGAGAACAAACAAAACAAAA
Messenger RNA from Episyrphus balteatus (marmalade hoverfly), 2083 nucleotides. RefSeq lists its product as uncharacterized. Lineage: Eukaryota; Metazoa; Arthropoda; Insecta; Diptera; Syrphidae. The record is from RefSeq and is a predicted model, not a curated record. The transcript is spliced from 11 exons. The coding region runs from base 404 to 1729 and encodes 441 amino acids.